Messenger RNA from Humulus lupulus (European hop), 976 nucleotides. Its product is annotated as histidine-containing phosphotransfer protein 4-like. Gene Ontology annotation, molecular function: protein histidine kinase binding; histidine phosphotransfer kinase activity. Bases 368 to 763 code for a protein of 131 amino acids. Gene Ontology annotation, biological process: phosphorylation; cytokinin-activated signaling pathway; phosphorelay signal transduction system. Lineage: Eukaryota; Viridiplantae; Streptophyta; Magnoliopsida; Rosales; Cannabaceae. The record is from RefSeq and is a predicted model, not a curated record. The transcript has 6 exons. Gene Ontology annotation, cellular component: nucleus; cytoplasm.
GGUUUUUUUCUCCAGUCAUUUUCUUCUUCUACAUAUAGAUUUUCUCAAACACAUUUUCCAAGUUUGAGCCAAACAUCAUGAACAAAAAUCAGCUACAACGUCAGGUUGCUCUAAUGAGGAGCUCUCUCAUUGAACAGGACUGGCUAUAUAUUUGGAUGGAUAGGGAGAUUUCAGUUUAAAAACAGUUACAGCUAGCUAAAAGGAUAACUGCGAAAAACGAUCAUACUGGAAACAUAUAUAUAUAUAUAUAUAUAUAUUUAUAUACUGCAUCAAACAUUCUUAUAUAUAUAUAGUUCUAUAUCUUAUUUAAUAAAUACAUUUAUUUUAUUAGUUCAAUUUUUUUCAACAAAUAAACAAUUUUUUUUAAAUGUACUUGCAGGGGUACCUGGAUGAGCAGCAAUUUCUUCAACUGGAGGAUUUGCAAGACGAUGCUAACCCAAAUUUUGUGGAGGAAAUUGUGACACUCUUCUACAAAGACUCACACAGACUUUUCCACAACAUAGAACAAGCACUGAAAAGCAGACCUGUUGACUUCACUAAGCUGGAUAACUAUAUGCACCAAUUCAGGGGUAGCAACUCCAGCAUUGGAGCUAUGAAGGUCAAGAAUGAAUGCAAUCAAUUUAAAGAAUUUUGUUUGGCAGGAAACGCUGAAGGAUGCAUUAGGGCUUUUCAAAAAGUGAAACAAGAGCAUGAGACUCUAAGGAUGCAGCUCGAAACUUAUUUUAAGUUGAGAAGGCAAGCUGGACUGGCGCAGACUGUUUAAUAAUAAAUAAUAUAUAUAUGGAGCACGUCAAUUAAUAUGAUGCAAAGGAAGAACAUAGAUUUUGGUUACGAAGGCUGCCAUCAUCAACUAUAGGGCCUAGGCCAUAUAUACCUUAAUUAUAUAUAAUGAUAUUUAGUCGUAGUUGGCAAAUGAUGUUGAGAUUAUCUUAACUGUGUAUGUGUUAUUCAAAUAACGUAAUGUUUUUCUUUUGCC